AUGACCCCUUCUCCAUUGAGAGAGGCCAUGGAUGGGGUCAUGGAGCAAUUGGACGUACUAGGCGGUGGCCUUGGAAGACCUGGCCAAGCUCCUUCACCUGAGCCACCUGCCGAUCCUUGGUCUCCGGAAUCCUUUGAUAUGCUGUCUCAUCGUUCAACUAGAAGGGACCAGGAGCGAAGCAGGCCUAAAACCUCGAUGGGAAUCGCGCAAGAUGAGGGGUAUGAAACAUAUAGCGGUGAAUCGUCUCAAGAGGUGUCUUAUCAGAGUGGAGGCAGAGAAGACAAGCUUAGCAGUUAUGUUGAUCGCAUGGAAAAGCGUUUUCAGCAAAUGCAUCGUCAGAACUCAAGGACUAGCGAGCCUGAUGACGACCAGCCCCCUCCUCCGCCCCCUAAGAAUGUGCCAUACGAGCGGCCAAAAUCGUCUAUGGGCCGGUCCAUUGAGCCUGAACGAAAGCUGAGAGCUCGCAAGUCGGCAUAUGAGAUCGGAAGAGGAGUUGCCCGCACAUUAACAACAAAAACAAACUCGACCAAUUCGUCAUCGGGCAAUCAGAGCAACACCAGCUCUUCAACACAGAGCACUUCAAGGACCUUGUGGAGCGGGACAUCAGCCGGCGCUUUCAGUACUACUAGUGCGGGAAGCCUCGCGCGCUCAGGCAAGCGUCAACGUGCACAAAGCGCUCUGGGAGCACGAGACUUGGAGAUUGAUAGACCAGACUCUCCUUUCACAGGAGUCACCUAUCACAGCAGCCAUGCGAGUGACUCUCCAGCGCAACAGCGUCCCCAGACCCAAGUCGGCUUCCACGAUGAUCCUUCUCUGGAAUUGGGAGGCUUAGUGCAACCGAAACCGCCCAAGAGGAACAUCUUCCGCAAGAUAUUUGAUACUGCUAAAACAGGUGUUGCGAGUAGCCGUGGCGGUCUUGUUUCUGGUGGUCUUAGCAUGGACUCGCCAAAAUCACCCUUUGCUCGUUCAAUGCCAGCUGGAGCUUCGCCUAUGCCAGGUAUGGGUAGUACGCCUAUCAACAGAGACGUUGCGACAGAAAUGGGCUUGAGUGGCGGUGUUGAUUGGGUUCAGGUCCGUCGUGAUGUGAAUCGUUCCAAUUCGCUCAGUACAAUAGAGUUGACUGAGCGCCGUGAACGAUGUCAAAUGAUGGAUCACCCUGCCCUUAAUCCUGUCGACGAGCUCUAUGAUGGCGUCGAAGGAGAUGAGGGGGCUGACGGAGAGCCAGUCCAGGAACCCACCAACUACCAAGCGAUUAACUUGUCUCAAGUCGAUAAGAACUCCCGGUUCAUCAGCGGACUUCCUCCCGCCAUAACAGCUAUCCAACUUGCCACUACAUACGUAUGCCGACCCUACAGGAGCGAGGUCCAGCGGCUGCGAGCUAUCUUUACGUGGGUCUCCGAGAAGAUCUGCUGGGAAGAGGACUUUGAGGGUGAAAUCGACACAACGCGGGUGAUCCAGGCGAAAAGAGCGUGCGCUGAGGAGUAUGCUGUCCUAGUGAUGGAGAUGUGUUCUGCUAUCGGUAUCCACUGUGAGAUCGUUCGAGGCUACCUCAAGUCUCCAGGGGAAGUUUCCGAAAUCAACAUCAUGCCCCGACCCAACCAUUGGUGGAAUGCUGUUGUCGUUGACAAUGAGUGGCGCAUGAUUGACUGCUGUCUUGCCAGCCCCUCGUAUCCUCGGCGAGGUUUAUACUCCAAUGCCAAUAACGCAGCCGAUCCGUGGUGGUUCUUGACCAGGCCACUGGAGAUUUGCUGGACACAUAUCCCAGAGCAUCACAGUCAGCAGCACAUCGUACCACCUGUCGCACACGAAACACUGCUCAAUCUGCCAUGCGCUUGUGCGCCCUUCUUCCGCAAUGGUUUCGAGAUGGUGGACUACAAUACUGCAUUGACUCGAAUCGAAGAUCUGGAAAUGGUUCAUAUCAAAUUUAGUGUUCCAUGUGACGUGGAGAUUGCCGCCGAGGUCGAAGUUCGAGGCUAUUCGAGAGAUUCAGACGGGGAUGUGUUUGAAAGCGGCGAUAUUGUCAAGAAGAGGGCACUUGCUCAAGCUGAAUGGUUCAAUGGCAUCAAGCGAUACACUGUCAAAGCACUACUGCCUGGAGAUGAAGGACAGGGUACCUUGAAGAUUUAUGCUGGCAAGCGAGGCCUUAUGCACAGCAUCAAGGAUAUUCCACAUCCCCUCGCCUUUGCAUUGCCUAUCGUCCAUACAGGUGAAAACCCACCUUAUGAGUUUGUCACAAGACAUCCCACUCCUCACGCACAGCGGCAUGAUAUCUAUGUGGUUCAGCCGCAGUGCCAAAGGCUUGCACUUAACAAUACUUUUGUCUUUGCCAUCAGACAGCACCCAAGUUCGCUGGGUGGAUCGGCACUCACACCAUCGUCUAAUCCAGGCGGCACCAGCCCCAUACCGUUCGCCCGCCCCAGUUCAGCGUUGAGCAUGAAUGCGUCUAGUGUUAGCGGCUCGACCCCAAGCUCAGCUACGGGCACUGUGGCUGGGAAGAAGCCUGCCAAGUUGGCGAUCCAGACUCCAGGAGGCAAGAUCCUCCGUCUUAUGAGGAAGGAGGAUCGUAAGGGUAUUCACGUUGGAGGCCGAAGUCUCUCAGGUAGCGAAACUGCUAGUGAUGGUGGAACCUGGGAGACAAUAAUCAAAUGUUCAGAGAAGGGUGUGUGGCGAGGCCUUGUACUCGCAGAUCGCACGGCUCGAUGGUGUGUCUUUGCUGAAUGGGUUUGCAUGGGUUGA
Molecule: messenger RNA, 2736 nt
Organism: Fusarium musae
Lineage: Eukaryota; Fungi; Ascomycota; Sordariomycetes; Hypocreales; Nectriaceae
Exons: 1
Coding region: 1-2736 (911 amino acids)
Source: RefSeq, a predicted model, not a curated record